AUGAUAGACAUUAUUGUAAGACACACGAAUCGAAAGGCGACUGCUGUGUAUCAAAAAUACAAUAGCGACAAUCCCACAAAACUGAAAACGUGGAAAUCUCUUAUGACAGAAGAAUUGUCCGCCUUCAUAGGUAUUUUAAUUACAGCCGGUGUAAAUAACUCCAAUGUAGAUCACGUAUACGAUAUGUGGAAGACGACUUCCUACCCUUUAUACCGGGCAGCUAUGGGUGUAAAUACAUUUCGUAAUAUUUUGCGAUUUAUUCGAUUCGACGAUGCAAAUACACGAGCAGAAAGGGCAGUCCAGGAUAAGCUAGCUCCUAUAACAGAUAUAUGGAUAAUGUUGAAUGCAAAUUUGACAAAAGCGUAUAAACCAUCAGAGAAUUUAACUAUUGAUGAACAAUUAUUCCCAUAUAAAGGUAGGACUAAGUUCACGCAAUAUAUGCCAUCCAAGCCUGCUAAGUAUGGUAUCAAGAUCUGGUGGCUAUCCGAUUCUGAAAAUUAUUACCCAUUAUCUGGGCAAAUUUACACUGGCAAAAGUACAUUGGGUCGCGAAAUAAAUCAAGGGGAGCGAGUGGUAAAAGAUUUGGCUGGUGCGUAUAAAGUCGGGCAGAAACAUUACUACGUGUUUAAUCCUCGACAGGCACAAUAA
Molecule: messenger RNA, 648 nt
Organism: Habropoda laboriosa
Lineage: Eukaryota; Metazoa; Arthropoda; Insecta; Hymenoptera; Apidae
Product: piggyBac transposable element-derived protein 4-like
Exons: 2
Coding region: 1-648 (215 amino acids)
Source: RefSeq, a predicted model, not a curated record